AUGUUUUAGGAAGGGGUGAGAAACUUCAAGGAACUUCGAGCCAAAUUUCAAAAGUUUGACACUCCACCUCUUCCAGGACCUAGCAAAUUCCCAGCAGGUGUUCUGCAAAAGAGUGAUAGAGGAAGCACACAGUCAGCCCAGACUUGGGCCAGUGGGAAGCCUCUUUCUUCCAACCUCAAUUGGCCCCCAUCAUAUUGUUCCAGCCAGGAGUCUCAGCCAACCAAAACCCAGAAAUUGAAGUUUACUCCAAAGAGUGAAAUUCAGAAGUGUCUAAGUUCCCCUGAACCUCCAGAAAAGUCUGCAGUGGGCUCACAGAGUUCUCAGAAGGCUUCUUUGCUGUUAGCAGGGAAUCAGUCAAGCACUCAGCUAUCCCAUGAACAGGAAGCAGUGGCAGUCAACAGCUUCAGAGACAAGCUCUGGAACUGGGAGAAGGUUUCAUCUCAGAAGAGCCAGGUAUAUCCACCCAUUCUCACGAACUGUGGGAAUAAGACCUUCUGUCAGAAAAGCACGAAACUUGCUCCAGAAAGGCCAGGAAAAAAUCUGGAAUCAACAAGCACCCAGACUUUUCCUUCUCAGAGGAACUCAGUAACCCAGAGAGAAUCAUGUGUCAUCUCGAAAGAGCCCUCUUUUCUACUGCCUCUGAAUGGUAGGAAUGGUGAGGAGAACCCCAAUCCUGAGAGAAGAAAGACAUCCAACCCUGCCCCAGAAAACCAGCCAGAUAUCAGGCAUCACCAACUUCCCAAAACAAAGCCACUGCCUUCCAUUGAAUCUCUGGGUGCACCUCCCCCAAAGCCUCCAAAGCCCCUGACUGUGAACCUCCAGGCCUUCCGGAGACAAUUGGUUGCUAUGACCAAGACCCCAAAAGAAGUGUCUGUGGAAGAGGACCACCUGCCUACCGAGAGUGCUGAAUUUGAAGAACCACAUAAUUAUGAGGCAACAAUUUCCUAUCUGAGACAGUGCAGCAAUUCCAUUAACCCCAGCACUGUAGAAGAAAUUGCUGAUGCAACCUAUGAAGUUGAAAUUGAAGAACUCCAAAAGCCUUGGAAGAGCUCUCCGCAUCAAGAAUUAAGGCAUGAACAUGAAGACAAAACCAUGAAGGAAAAAGAAUCAUUUGAAUUGGAGCCUCAAAAUCCAGCAAAAGAUCCACACUUAAACCAUCUGUUGAAGGUAGGUGUCUAUGAAGUGUCACCUGGAGAAAUCCAGGUGCCUGGAGACCUCAGGGAUAGAAGUUGCAUGCCAGAUGGAAAACAGGAAGCCAUGGCCAACAUCAUCCAGACAAAGGCCUGUCCUGAAGACAGGAAACUGACCAUACAUGCUCAAAGGCACUGUGGGUAUGUGGAGGCUUUGGAGGUGACUAAAGAAACCUCAGAUUCAACAGCCUUCAGGUCAAGUUCCCCUUCAGAGGAGACCUAUGAUGACGUGGAGUACCCCAAGCCAGAUGUACCAAAGCUGGACUUCUCAAGCUCAUUUGCUUCUGAGAGUGAAGAAAAUAGUGAAGAAAUGUAUGAAGAUAUCUAUAAAACAAAGAGCACCCACCCCAAAAUAGAUUUAGAUGGAAAAGAAACACUUAAAAGACUCCAACAUUUCUUCAAAAAAGAAAAGGAUAAACUUAAAAUGAAGAAAACCAAGUCAAAAGAAAAUAUAAGGGCGUUUUCCAUUUCCCUGCCUGACUUAGGACUUAAGUCUCAGGAAGUUAUUAUCUAUGAUGAUGUGGACACAAGUAAAAAAGAGCCAAACAAUGAUGAUAAACUGAAAACUUGGAAGCCAACAUUUUUGAAUCCAAAAGGGAAAAAAGAGAAGAAAGAUGCCGAAGGAACAGAAAGUUUUCCUUCCAGAAAUUUCUUCAGAACCAAGAAGCAAAACUUAGAAAAUAAAAUGGAAAGAGAAGAAAAACUUUUUAGAGAAAGAUUUCAGUAUGACAAAGAGAUUGUCGUCAUCAACAGAGCAGUGGCAUGUUCCAGGAACUCAAGAAAUGGAAUACUUGAUUUGCCAAUAACUCCUGGAGAACAACUAGAAGUCAUCGAUACCACGGAGCAAAAUAUGGUGAUAUGUCGCAAUUCUAAAGGCAAAUAUGGAUACGUCCUCAUUGAACAUCUACAAUUCAAGCACCAAGGUUGGUCACGUUAGGAAGGUCAAGUCUGAUGGGAAGAACAAAGACCUGCACAGGUGUGAAGGGCUUCUGUAGCCCUGAGUCUUGCCUCCAGAACUUUGCUUCUUGUCCAAACAAGGAAGUUGAGAUGAAACGUCAUUGGGAACUCUGAGAAGGGAGACAAAGGCAGCAUCUUCCUGGAGAUGGAGGCUUUUCUUCUACACCUUUAAUUUUCAAUGUUUAUUUUACUGCCAGUUCAAGAGAAUGUGAAAGACUAUGUGUUAGCCGAUGAGCACUUGCUUAAUGAGCCAUAUCCAAAAGUUGGAAAUUGUGCCUUAUAGCACUCAGUCAGAUGUGCAGAUAGUUAGUGGGCUCCUAAUACUAGUGCACAAGCAAGCAUUUGUGAUGCUACAUGUUGUGCAUUUAAAAUCUGACAUUAAUUCUGAAUAGUAAAUAAGGUGACCAUGUUCUUUUACUCAAAUAUUAGGUGUAACUGUGAAAUACAUGUUUCCCCCCCUCUUUUACGAAAAAAAU
Molecule: messenger RNA, 2623 nt
Organism: Perognathus longimembris pacificus (Pacific pocket mouse)
Lineage: Eukaryota; Metazoa; Chordata; Mammalia; Rodentia; Heteromyidae
Gene: Fyb2
Product: FYN binding protein 2
Exons: 20
Biological process (GO): protein localization to plasma membrane; T cell receptor signaling pathway; integrin-mediated signaling pathway
Cellular component (GO): plasma membrane
Molecular function (GO): protein binding
Source: RefSeq, a predicted model, not a curated record